AUGACUCAAUUAUAUCAGUUGAGUUCCCAACAGUUGAGUUAACAGGAUCAUUAUGAUUUUGGUAUGAGAGCAGUCAAAUCUGUGUUAGUCAUGGCAGGAGCAUUAAAAAGAGCAGAUAUCAAUUAACCUGAAGAUGCUGUUCUAAUCAGAGCAAUGAGAGACAGCAAUGUGCCAAAGUUUUUGAAAGAUGAUCUACCCUUAUUUUCAGCUUUGAUUAGCGACUUGUUUCCAACAGCCAUUAUCAAAGAAGUAGAUUAUGGAGACUUGUAGAAGUAAAUAGAAAUAUCGUUGGAUAAAAUGAAAUUGUAAAGAGUGCCAAAUUUGAUUACCAAAACCAUAUAACUUUUUGAAACAUUCAAUGUAAGAUUUGGUGUCAUGUUGGUUGGUAAUACAAACUCUGGAAAAACUUCAUGUUAUAAAUGUUUAGAAAUGACUAUGAGUGAUUUAAGGAGACUUAACCAUUAGGAUUAAAGAUAUUAAUUAGUUGCAUCUUAUGUUCUAAAUCCUAAGUGUAUUUCCAUGGGAGAAUUAUAUGGUGAAAAUGUGCAAGAUGGUUUGGCAUCUUAAAUCAUGAGAGAAGCUGCUGCUGAUGAAACUAAUGAGAAGAAAUGGGUAGUGUUUGAUGGACCCGUUGAUGCCUUGUGGAUUGAAAAUAUGAAUACAGUGUUAGAUGACAAUAUGAUGCUUUGUUUGGCUAAUGGUCAACGUAUUAAAUUAAGAACCUAGAUGAGAAUGUUAUUUGAAGUGCAAGACUUAAGAGUUGCAUCUCCAGCCACUGUCAGUAGAUGUGGUAUGGUUUAUUUGACACAAGAAGAUUUGGGAUGGCUGCCUUAUGUAUAAUCUUGGGUUGAAACUGAAUUUGGUCCCAGAGAGAUUCAACUUAAUGGAAAUAUACAAAGACAUAUUUGUUAUCCUUAUUUGAAGAAUAUGUCAACGAUGUCAUCAACAAAAUCAGAAAAACAUUUAAGGAAAACUAUUGGAACUAAUGACACUCAGUAAGUAGUUUCUUUAUGUAAUUUAUUGGAAGCCUUUAUCAGUGAUAAAUAUGGAUUCAAAGCUACUAUGACUGCAGAUUCAAGAAAACGAUUUAUUUUGUAUGCUUUCACAUUUGGAUGUAUUUGGUCAGUUGGAGCUUCCAUUGAUGACAAACAUCAUGAAGACAUGAGUGAUUUCUUCCGUGAUCGCUUUUAGAUGUACUCAUAUUACUUAGAUACAUCUAAUGAAUUAUCUUUCAAGCAUUGGAAUGAUAAAAUUGAGGAAUUCGCAUAUGAUCCCACUGAACAGUUUUUUAAUAUGCUCGUACCAACAGUAGAUACUGUUCGAUAUUCUUACAUCAUUGAACAGUUGUUAUCUAUAAAUAAGAGAGUGUAUUUGACUGGUCCCACAGGAACUGGCAAGAGUCAAGUCUUGGCUAAAUUAUUAGUUUAAAUAUAGGAACCCAGAUCUAUAGAUCCAGUUUAUAUAAUAUUUUCAGCUCAAACUACAUCUAUGGUCACAUAAAUGACUAUUGAAAAUAAAUUAGAGAAAACCAGAAAAGCAUUGUUGACAGCUAAACCAGGUCGUUAGACUUGUAUAUUUAUUGAUGAUGUGAAUAUGCCAUAAUUGGAAGAAUAUGGAGCACAACCUCCUAUUGAAUUACUCAGAUUAUUAGUAGAUAAAAGGAUUCUUAAAUUUAUAGAGAAUGUUACAUUGCUCUGUUGUAGUGCUCCUCCUGGCGGUGGUCGUAAUCCACUUACACCCAGAUUCACUAGGCAUUUUAACAUGCUCUCUUUGCCUUAACCUGCAUAGGCUACUCUAUUUAAAAUCUUUUUCAGCAUCCUCAAUGGAUUCUUUGGAUAGGGAUUUACAGAUCCUGUUAAAAAAAUGUCAGACACUAUCACAAAUGCAACUAUUGAGGUUUACAUUAGAAUUAUUAAAGAAAAACUACCGAUCCCUUCCAAAUUUCAUUAUACUUUUAAUUUAAGAGAUGUAAGUAAAGUAUUUUAAGGUGUAUUGAUGGUGAAACCUGGAUUAGUUAGAGAAGUAGAUUAAGUAACACGUUUAUGGGUUCAUGAAGUCAGUAGAGUAUUUUAUGAUAGAUUGAUUAAUGAUAUUGAUAGAGAUUGGUUCAAAGAAUUAGUUGGAGACCUUUUGGGAAGACAAUUCAAAUCCAGAAUGACUAAAGAUGAUGUUUAUGGAGCCAGUAAAGUUCUUUAUGGUGAUAUCUUGAAAAUUGAUUCAGAUAAUAGAGAAUAUGAGGAAAUUAAGGAUGUUGCUAAGUUAGUUAAGAUUUUGGAGGAUAAAUUAGAUGAUUACAAUACGGAAUGCAAUUCUAAGACAAGAUUAGUAUUCUUUGGAGACGCAAUAGAUCACAUUUUGAGAAUUUCUAGAAUCCUAAGGUAACCAAGAGGAAAUGCAAUGUUGAUUGGUGUUGGAGGGUCAGGAAAAUAAUCGUUAACUAGGCUGUCAGCAUAUAUGUAGAAUCAAUAAAUCUAGUCAUUAGAAAUAACUAAGAACUUUUCUAUUGAUAACUUUUAGGAUUUCUUAAAGAAAAUAUUCCAAAUAUCUGGGUUAUAGGAAAAGCCCUUAUGUUUCUUAUUUACUGAUUCUUAGAUUGUGUAUGAAAGUUUCCUUGAAGAUAUCAAUAAUAUUUUGAAUUCAGGAGAAGUGCCAAAUAUUUGGAAACCUGAAGAAAAGUAACCAUUGCUUGAAGAAGUCAAGAAAAUCAAUGCAAGAUUAAAGAGACCUGAAGAUCCUGAUACUCUCUAUAAGACUUUUGUGGAAAGUGUUCGAAAUCAAUUGCAUAUUGUGUUGUGCAUGUCUCCUGUUGGUGAUGCACUCAGAGUUAGAUGUCGUAAAUUCCCUGCCAUGGUUGAUUGUUGUACUCUAGAUUGGUUUUCAAGUUGGCCAGCAGAAGCUUUGGUUUCAGUGGCUACUAAAAUUUUGGAAUAAGAGACUGAUUUCCCUUAAACAGAUAUUCCAUAGAAACAAUUGAUUGAUAGUUUAGCUUAGAUGUGCAUGGAAAUUCAUAUUUCAGCUAAAGAUUGUGCUGAUAAAUUUGAAGCUGCACUUAAACGAAAAGUCUAUACUACUCCUAAAAGUUAUUUGGAUCUGAUCGGAUUAUAUUUGAGUAGUUUAAAAAGAAAAAGAGAGGAAUUACAAUUGAAAUAGAAGAGACUCUCAGGAGGUUUGGUUAAAUUGAAAAUGGCUAACGAACAAGUAGCAGGUUUAUAAGUGACUCUGACUGAUCUCAAACCUCAAUUAGAAGAGUCUUCAAUAAAAGUGUAAGCGGCUCUAGAAAAAGUCAACUAAGAUUCCUAUCUCGCAAGUCAGCAGGAGGAAUUGGUUAAGGCUGAAACUGAAGAAGUGAAUAAGAAGGCUUAAGAUGUAAAGAUAAUAGCUGAUGAUGCUCAAGCUGAUUUAGAUGUUGUCAUGCCUGAAUUAGAAAAGGCUUUGAAGGCGGUUGAACAGAUGGAUGAGAAUGAAAUUAAAAUCGUUAGAACUUAUAACAAUCCUCCUUAAGCAGUCGUCAUGGUUCUUGAGGCUUUGGGAAUCUCUGCCAAAAAGGCUAUGAUUGAUGUCGGUUCAUUUGUAAGUUCAUUGAAGAACUAUCCAAGAGAUAAUAUUCCAGAUAAGAUACUCAAUAAUUUGAAAAAAAUCAUUUCGAGGGAAGACUUCGUACCUGAUCUAAUCAGAACUAAAGCUAAACCAGCUGCAGAUAUGGCAACUUGGUGUUUGGCUAUGAAUACAUACUCCAUUGUAAGUAAGAAAGUAGAACCAAAGAAGAGGAAAGUGGCUGAAAUGAUGGCAAUUUUGGAUUAAGCAAAUAAGGAAUUGGCAGUUAAGGAAGCUGAACUUUAGAAGGUCAAAAUGGCUGUUAAGAAAUUAUAACAAGAAACAGCAGAAAUGGCACAAAAGAAACAAGAUCUUGAAAACUUAAAAUUAUUAACUGAGGCUAGAUUAGACAGGGCUUAGAAAUUAAUUAGUCUUACAGCAUCUGAAGCUGAGAGAUGGGCACGCACUGUGGAGGAAUUGGGAGUAGCCAUCAUCAAUUUAAUUGGUGAUGUCUUUUUGGCUGCAGCUUCCAUUUCAUACAAUGGACCUUUUACUGGGCCGUAUAGAAAUGAAUUGAUUACUCAUUGGACUGAUAAGGUGAAAGAAGCAUAAAUUCCUGUAUCUGAGAAAUUCACACUGGUUGGUACUCUAGGAGACCCAUUAUAAUUGAGAGAUUGGACAAUUCACAAAUUGCCAAGUGAUUCUGUAUCUUAAGAGAAUUCUAUUCUUGCCACUCAAGGUUACAGAUGGCCUUUGAUGAUUGAUCCACAAUAAUAAGCAAAUAAUUGGAUAAAGAGUUCGUUUUAAGAUCUUAAAUUGAAAGUAGUUAAAUUCUCGGAUCCAAAAUUUUAAUCUGACAUGAGAUUAUGUAUUACAAAUGGAUACCCAAUUUUAAUUCAAGAUAUUGAGGAGAAUUCUAGAUCCUUCAAUUGA
Messenger RNA from Paramecium tetraurelia, 4467 nucleotides. RefSeq lists its product as uncharacterized. Lineage: Eukaryota; Ciliophora; Oligohymenophorea; Peniculida; Parameciidae. The transcript is spliced from 6 exons. The record is from RefSeq and is a predicted model, not a curated record. Gene Ontology annotation, cellular component: dynein complex. Gene Ontology annotation, molecular function: ATP binding; ATP hydrolysis activity; minus-end-directed microtubule motor activity. Gene Ontology annotation, biological process: microtubule-based movement.